CGCGGGCGGUAGAGGCGGCGCGGCGGAGGCGGAGCGGGCGCUGCGGCAGGAGGGAAGAUGGCGGACGAGGAGAAGCUGCCGCCCGGCUGGGAGAAGCGCAUGAGCCGAAGCUCAGGCCGGGUGUACUAUUUCAAUCACAUCACCAACGCCAGCCAGUGGGAGCGGCCAAGCGGCAACAGCAGCAGCGGCGGCGGCAAAAAUGGACAGGGGGAGCCCACCAGGGUCCGCUGCUCACACCUGCUGGUCAAGCACAGCCAGUCCCGGCGGCCCUCGUCCUGGCGGCAGGAGAAGAUUACCCGGACCAAGGAGGAGGCCCUGGAGCUGAUCAACGGCUACAUCCAGAAGAUCAAAUCGGGGGAAGAGGACUUCGAAUCUCUGGCCUCGCAGUUCAGCGACUGCAGCUCGGCCAAGGCCAGGGGAGACCUCGGUGCCUUCAGCAGAGGUCAGAUGCAGAAGCCAUUUGAAGAUGCCUCCUUCGCGCUGCGGACAGGGGAGAUGAGCGGGCCCGUGUUCACGGAUUCCGGCAUCCACAUCAUCCUGCGCACCGAGUGAGGGUGGGCGGCCGGGCCUGGCCUGGGGGGCGGGCAGGGGGCUGGGCCUGCAGACUCCACUGCCCGCAGCCCGCCGGCCGAUGGGCCCCCUCCCUGCUACCGUCACGCAGUAUUUAUUGUCCCCAGAAUGGCUGGGGGGGAAGCUCCUCACCACUGGGAGUUCCCUGUCUGCCCCCACUUGGGGCUGCCCCUGCCAGACUCUCCUCCCCUUUAGGAAUUGACUUCAGAAGGGCAGCUGGGGUGGGGAGACCCAGGGGCUGGGGGUGCCCUGUCCCAAAGAGAAGGCCUAGUCAGCUGAGCUGUCCCCUGGGUCCCCCUGGGUCCAGGGCGGGGGCUAGGGGCCUUUAGUUGUUUCCACUUUUGCCAUGUUCCUCUGUUCAGUUGCAAAAAGCAGAUGCUGUGUGUGGGGCCCAGGGGGCUGGGGGCCCUCUCCAUGGCAGUGCAGCACCCCGACCCUGAUUAAACCUGGAACCACUGCUCUGC
Equus quagga is the source of this 1034-nucleotide messenger RNA. RefSeq names its product peptidylprolyl cis/trans isomerase, NIMA-interacting 1 (gene PIN1). NCBI's taxonomy places the organism in Eukaryota, Metazoa, Chordata, Mammalia, Perissodactyla, Equidae. Gene Ontology annotation, cellular component: cytosol; nucleus. The transcript is spliced from 4 exons. Bases 58 to 552 code for a protein of 164 amino acids. Gene Ontology annotation, molecular function: protein binding; peptidyl-prolyl cis-trans isomerase activity. The record is from RefSeq and is a predicted model, not a curated record.